Salvelinus fontinalis (brook trout) is the source of this 7924-nucleotide messenger RNA. Its product is annotated as cyclin-dependent kinase 6-like. Lineage: Eukaryota; Metazoa; Chordata; Actinopteri; Salmoniformes; Salmonidae. The transcript is spliced from 8 exons. Gene Ontology annotation, biological process: regulation of gene expression; G1/S transition of mitotic cell cycle; signal transduction. The record is from RefSeq and is a predicted model, not a curated record. Gene Ontology annotation, molecular function: ATP binding; cyclin binding; cyclin-dependent protein serine/threonine kinase activity. Gene Ontology annotation, cellular component: nucleus; cyclin-dependent protein kinase holoenzyme complex; cytoplasm. The coding region runs from base 319 to 1293 and encodes 324 amino acids.
UUACUGCUUUGCUUGAGCUGCACUUGAAGAGGUGGUAGCUUACUGCUGAGGGAUGGGGGUUAGAGAAGCGUGCACCAUCCGACUACCUGUGUGGGAUAUAUGAUGUGCUGUGUGUUAGUUUGAACAUUUAUCCAAAGGAGGAAUGUUUCAUCAUUUCAUGGACACGACCAAUGUUGCGACUUUCACUGAUAGCAUGAAACAAGGCAUUGCACGUGCCAACAACUCUGUUAUGUGAGGAUGGCUUUGUAAAAACCCUGGCUCUUCACAUUCGUCGGGAUUCCCCGCAAUAUUCUCAACAAGAAAAAAAAAUCCGCAAAAAUGGACAAUGAAAGUGUAGGACAAAGAUACGAGCCUGUCGCCGAGAUUGGCGAAGGUGCUUACGGAAAGGUGUACAAGGCACGAGAUUUGAAGAACGCGGGACGCUUUGUAGCCCUAAAAAGAGUUCGGGUGCAGACGGAGGAGGAAGGGAUGCCCCUCUCGACCAUCCGUGAGGUGGCGGUACUGAGGCAACUGGAGGCAUUCGAACACCCCAACGUGGUCAGACUGUUCGAUGUGUGUACUGUGUCUCGGACCGACCGCGAGACCAAGCUGACCCUGGUCUUUGAGCAUGUUGACCAGGACCUGACCACAUACCUGGAGAAAGCCCCUGAUCCUGGGGUGCCACCUGAAACUAUCAAGGAUAUGAUGUACCAGCUGCUGCAGGGGUUGGACUUCCUGCACUCACACCGUGUGGUUCACCGGGACCUGAAACCCCAGAACAUCCUGGUCACCAGCGGAGGACAGAUAAAACUGGCCGACUUCGGUCUUGCCAGAAUAUACAGCUUUCAGAUGGCCCUGACCUCCGUGGUGGUGACGUUGUGGUACAGAGCCCCAGAGGUGUUGCUCCAGUCCAGCUAUGCCACCCCAGUUGACCUGUGGAGUGUGGGCUGUAUCUUCGCUGAAAUGUUCAGGAGAAGACCUUUGUUUAGAGGAAGCUCAGAUGUUGAUCAGCUGGGCAAGAUUUUUGAUGUGGUCGGGGUUCCCUCGGUGGAGGACUGGCCCCAGGAAGUUGCCCUACCACAGAGUGCCUUCUCUCCACGACCCCCUCAGCCAAUUGGAAACCUCAUCCCUGACAUGGACGAGCUGGGGAAGUCCCUUAUACUGCAAUUCCUGGCAUUCAAUCCCGCCAAAAGGAUAUCAGCGUUUGCUGCUCUGACCCACCCCUACUUCCAGAGUGUAGAUAGUGACAGUAAGAGUGUGUACGCUCAGCCCAUUGCCAGCAACAAGCCCACCAUGGAGGAGAGCGCUGCCUGACAGCCCCCCGGCCCAGGACAAGAGAGAGAGCGCGAGAGAGAUGGACACAAAGACAGAGAAAGAGAGCAACAGACAGACAUUUGAUUCUAAAAUGCAACAGUGCUGUCUUCCACAAUGUACUGAUUUGAAUGCUGCUUUUUAGGAUAAUUUUUUUUUUAUUAAAAAAUUUAAACAAUGCAAGGACCCUUAAAGCUGAGAUGUACUGCCACCAGGGGAGAACCUCUGGAUGUCCAGGAGCUGCUGCCUCUUGUCUCUUCUGCCUUAGCCUGAGAAGAGGCUCCUCGGUGAGGGAACACCAAGCACCAAGGGUAGGUCGGCAUGGAUCUCACCUGGAGCUCAUUUCCACGACUGAACUGAGAGAGAGGAUACACACACACAUGUUUAUCCCAUGCAGGAGGACCUCACACUGCCUAGCGCUGCUUAUGGUCCAAACAUACAUUUGUGUUUUUAUAUCACUGCCAUCUACUGGUAGUCCUGUGUUACUGCAGGCUGGAACAGGAUUCUGAUGGGCUUCAGCUUAAAAGACUUCGACUGGUGCGAACGAAGCACUCCACAGAACAACUGAAAAUGGAUCACUUUGAGUUCUUCUUAUGGCAUCCGUACUUAAGUGUCAUGAAGUGAGAUGAAAUCUGAUGGACACCAUUCAAGAGCCUAUGUGUUACUCUUUCUGAUGACCUGAUCAAUCAAUCAAAUGUAUUUCUAAAGCCCUUUUUACAUCAGCCGAUGUCACAAAGUGCUAUACAGAAACCCAGCCUAAAACCCCAAACAGAUGUAGAAGCACGGUGUCUAGGAAAAACUCCCUAGAAAGGCAGGAACCUAGGAAGAAACCUAGAGAGGAACUGAGGGGUGGCCAGUCCUCUUCUGGCUGUGCCGGGUGGAGGUUAUAAGAGUACAUGGCCAUUUAAGGCCAGAUUAUUCUUCAAGAUGUUCAAACGUUCAUAGAUGACCAGCAGGGUCAAAUAAUAAUCACUGGUUGUAGAGGGUGCAACAGGUCAGCACCUCAGGAAUAAAUGUCAGUUGGCUUUUCAUAGCCGAGCAUUCAGAGGUCAUGACAGCAGGUGCGGUAGAGAGAGAGAGUCAAAAACAGCAGGUCCGGGACAAGGUAGCACGUCCGGUGAACAGAUCAGGGUUCCCUAGUCUCAGGCAGAAGAGUUGAAACUGGAGCAGCAGCACGACCAGGUGGACUGGGGACAGCCAGGAGUCAUCAGGCCAGGUUGUCCUGAGGCAUGAUCCUAGAUCACAUAGACUAUUGCAGCAUUGCAGCAUAAAUAACGGCGGCUGAAGGGGGGGGGGUCGGGGGACACUGUGGCCCGUCAGACGAUACCCCCGGACAGGGCCAACCAGGCAGGAUAUAACCCCACUCAUUUUGCCAAAGCACAGCCCCCAAACCACUAGAGCGAUAUCAACAGACCACCAAUUUACUACCCUGAGACAAGGCUGAGUAUAGCCCACGAAGAUCUACACCACUAGAGGGAUAUCAACAGACCACCAAUUUACUACCCUGAGACAAGGCUGAGUAUAGCCCACGAAGAUCUCCUCCACUUCACGAGCCUGAUGGGGAGCAAAACCGGACAGGAAGAUCACGUCAGUGACUCAACCCACUCAAAUGACGCAUCCCUCCUAGGGACCGCAUGUAGGAGCACUACUAAGCCAGUGACUCAGCCCCUGUAAUAGGGUCAGAGGCAGAGAAUCCCAGUGGAGAGAGGGGAACCGGCCAGGCAGAGACAGCAAGGGCGGUUCGUCGCUCCAGUGCCUUGCCGUUCACCUUCUCACCCCUGGGUCAGACUACACUCAAUCGUAGUACCUACUGAAGAGAUAGAUGAGUCUUCAGUAAAGACAAAGGUUGAUACCGAGUCUGCUUCUCUCACAUGGAUAGGCAGACUAUUCCCCCAAAAAAUAGCUCUGUAGGAGAAAGCCCUGCCUCCAGCUAUUUUCUUAGAAAUUCUACGGACAAUAAGGAGGCCUGUGUCUUGUGACCGUAGCGUACGUGUAGGUAUGUACGGUAGGAUCAAAUCGGAGAGAUAGGUAGGAGCAAGCCCAUGUAAUGCUUUGUAGGUUAGCAGUAAAACCUUGAAAUCAGCCCUACCCUUCUCAGGAAGCCAGAUUAGAGAGGCUAGCACUGGAGUAAUAUGAUCAAAUGUUUUGAUUCUAGUCAGGAUUCUAGCAGCCAUGUUUAGCACUAACUGAAGUUUAUUCAGUGCUUUAUCCGGGUAGCCGGAGAGUGGAGCCUUGCAGUAAUCUAAAAUCUAAAAGUCUAAUCUAAAAUAAUUUUUGUUACGACGAUGGAAAAAAGCUGUCCUUGAAAUAUUCUUGAUAUGUUCUUCAAAAGAGAGAUCCGGGUCAAGAGUAAUGUCGAGGUCCUUCACAGUUUUAUUUGAGACGACUGUACAACUAUCAAGCUUAUUUGUCAGAUCCAACAGCAGAUCUCUUUGUUUCUUAGGACCUAGAACUAGCAUCUCUGUUUUGUCCGAGUUUAAAACAAUUUGCCGCCAUACACUUCCUUAUGUCUGAAACACAGGCUACCAGAGUAGGCAAUUUUGGGGCUUCACCAUGUUUCAUCGAAAUGUACAGCUGUGUGUCGUCCGCAUAGCACCAAGAGGUAGAAUAUAUAGUGAAAACAAUAGUGGUCCUAAAACAGAACCUUGAGGAAUGCCGAAACGUACAAUUGAUUUGUCAGAGGACAAACCAUCCACAGAGACGAACUGAUAUCUUUCCAACAGAAAAUGACCUGAUGCACAGAGCAUAGUGGAGUGACUAUAUGUUGAAUAAGAAUAAGGUCGAUGUACGCACCAUUGUUGACAGUUGAUUUCUUAUUUUCUAUUUUGUCUUAAUUUUAUUGGACUUUAAAUAAUGUGUGGGGAUUGAAAUUAAAAAUGAUAUUGCAAAAUUCCCCUGUAGAAAAUAAAUUACAAGACUAGGUAAAAUCCAAAGGAGGAAAUGUUUGACAAUGUGAGGCAUGUAGAAUGGAUCGGGUAAUGGACUGGUAUAGGCUAGUGCUAGAGACUGCACUUAUCCUGGCAGUAGUGAUGUGACUUGCAUAUCCAGCACACUGGCAUGUGUAGCAGGGUAGCAGUAGUAUAGGUGUUGGUCAGUGAAAUGUUGUUAGUUGUGAGAUUUUGUAUUGAGAAAAGGGAGGUGGAUACGUCGGAUUCAGAGGAUGUUGAACAUUGUACCUUCUUCAUUUGGACUUCUCAGAGGGUUACAUAGAAACAUACAGUGGUUCAUGUUGAAACACACAGUUGUUCUGUGUUAAGAAUGGUUGUUUUAACAAUGAUGCUCACCUUACUUAUGCUCACGUUGCGGAGCACUCCAAUGGCAUAUUGAUUCAAUAUGACUAGCUAGAGUGCUUUCACAGGGAUUGGCUGAAAACAAGUCAAGGUAAAUAGAGUUUUUUUGUUUGCUAAACUUCUUACUGAACAGUAAUACAUCUAGACCAUAACUUUCACUCUGGUAUAUCUAGUGCUGCUAGCACACAAAUACACUCAGGAUCUUUUUAGAAAUCAAAUCAGAAAUCAUUCUGACACACUUUGCACAUUCAUGAUUAGACUGCGUCAACUGUUUCAGUGGCUGACAAUAAUGCUAUAACAUGAUUUUGAUACUAUACUCAUAUUACAGAAUUCAUGACUGUGUGAAUCAAACUGCACGUCUACUAUGAUAUGUUUGAUAUCCUACGUGUUUUCAGUGUCAGGGCACACUUGGUUUAAUCACAUGAAAUCCAUUUGGACUGAGCUCUCAUCUCCAUGUAGCAGCAGAUGUGUUUGUACUCAUCCAUCUCUGUUCUGUCAGGUUCAUGUCACUGAAGGAUACAUUGCAGACUUCAUGUUACAACUCUCUAGAAAUAGGGAUUGUCAAGCUUUCUUGGUAUCGGUCAGUUCUACGUCAACUGCCCUACUAACAAGUACCCACUGGGCACAGACAUCAGUUCAACGUCUAGUUUUGAUUGACAUUUUGUUGAGUUGUCAAUUCAGUGUGAAAUCAACAACAAAAAAUGUCAUUGGAUUUAGGUUAAACCUUGGGUGAAAAAAAGACGAAAUGCCCUAUUAUUGAUUACUUUUUGCAAAUCCAAUUAUUUUCCCACGUUGAUUCAAUGUCAUGACAUAUAUUUUUGGGGUUGAAAUUACGUGGAAACAAUGUUGAUUCAGCCAGUUUUUGCCUAGAGGGUAGAUUAUCAUCAUUUUACUCUAUAUUCACUUGAAACUAUCACUGUGUUAUUUUAUUUAAGAGGUUUAUUGGUCAUUUGUAAACCUAAAACACAGGACAAGAAUACUUUUGUCUAUGCUUUUGUCUAAGAAAGUUAUACUUUUUUACAGCCACCUACAUGGGGUCUGCCAUACAUUUACUACGAUUACACAAAUGCACCUACAGUAUGAUAGCUUUGUAUUGCAAAUACCCUUUAGCUAAUGAACAGUACUGAGAAAUUUAGUAUUUUAGCACAUUUAGCUCCAAGGGUGAAAGUAAAGGCCACAAAUGUAUUUGAAAUGCCCACUUAUGUCAUGAUAACUUAAUUUACAAUGACGAUAUGGAGGUAAUGGGCAUUAUGUCUACAUGAAUAAAUGCCAUCAGUGGUGAUUGCUUCAUGUUACACCAUUUGAAUAAAAAAUCUGCUUUGUAUAUGCGAGCGUUCUUGUUCGGGAUUCAUUCAAAUAAUGAACAAAUGUAUAAUGUGCUUAAUAUUGAAUUGGGUUGUGUUAGGCUGUGGAUAUUUAGUUGUUGUAUUUGUUGUGGUAUUUCAAUGUUGUGAAGCUGCAAAAAAAAAAAAAAAAUUGUAAACAUCACAAUAUACACUGAGUGUACAGAACAUUAGGACCACCUUCCUAAUAAUGAGCCCCCAGAACAGCCUCAAUUCAUCAGGCCAGGGACUCUACAAGGUGUCGAAAGCAUUCCACAUGGAUGCUGGCCCAUGAUGACUCCAAUGCUUCCCACAGUUGUGUCAAAUUGUCUGGAUGUCCUUUGGGUGGUGGACCAUUCUUAAUACAUACAGGAAACUGUUGAGUGUGAAAAAAAUUUGUGUUGCAGUUCUUGACACAAACCAGUGUGUCUGGCACCUACUACCAUACCCUGUUCAAAUGAACUUAAAUAUUUUGUCUUGCCCAUUCACCCUCUGAUUCAUUCACAAUCCAUGUCUCAAUUGUCUCAAUGCUUAAAAAUCCUUGUUUCACCUGGCCAGCCUAUGUCAUGUUUAGUAUAUAUUUUAUUUUAUUAUAUUUUAUUACAAACAAUCUGUAAAGAAUGUGUAUCUUUCUAUUUGACAGAAGAUCAUGAUAUAGCAGAAUUGAUAGAAGAUCAUGACAUAGCAGAAUUGACAGAAGAUCAUGACAUAGCAGAAUUGACAGAAGAUCAUGACAUAGCAGAAUUGACAGAAAAUCAUGACAUAGCAGAAUUGGCAGAAGAUCAUGACAUAGCAGAAUUGACAGAAGAUCAUGACAUAGCAGAAUUGACAGAAGAUCAUGAUUCCCUGUUCUUUUUGCAACAACACAUUUAACAUUCGCCGCGAAUCUCUUCUAUACUGCAUAUCAAAACAACAAUAGAUUACAUAGUAUUACAUAACAAAUAUUGAUCAUUCUUAUACAUUUUAAUUUACUUCUCUCACUACUGCUUAUCUAAACAAUGCAGAAUUAGCACCAUACAGUCAUUCAAGUCUUAUUUUGAAAUAGACCCAAUAUAACAUUUUGAGAUAACGUUUGAGAUUUGUUAUUAUAACUUGUGUCCUUAAACAGAGGCAGAGUCCCUAAUGGAACCCUAUUCCCUAGGGCCCUGGCCAAAGGUAGUGCACAAUCUAGGGAAUAGGUUGCCAUUGGGGCGCAUCCAGCGAGGCCAAACACAGAUCACAAGCUGAUACCCGCCAAAUGCAAUACAGAUCACCAUGCCUACAUUAAGCACAGAAGCCCAACCAGUUCAUAUUGUGGUGUCUUCUGUACUUUAGCUACAGGUGUACAAUAUUAGUGAUCGUAGUAAAAGGACUUGCUCAAUGAAUCUCCAAUGAAGCCCCAAACUAUUUAGGCAUUAGUGGUUUUGACUUGUACAUAAGGUCUUAUUUGUGCAGUUUACUUGUUUAGUAUUUUUCUAUUAUUUGUAGUGUUCUUUUUUGAAAUGAUGUUUCAUGUACAGUACAAUGAUGAUGUGUUUUUCAUGUGAAGAAGUUACUGAUUUUGGGGGAGUUAUGCUAUUUAACUAAUUAAAGGUCUUGCUAUAUAACAUCAUGUCUAGUCUAGGUCCAUUAUGUAGCCUGGCCUUAUGUUUGUUCAGCACCAUAUUUAAAAUAAAAUGCAUUUUAUAUAUUGUGAUUCAAAGCUGUUCUGAAGCAGGUUGUUGAUGCCAGAAUCCACAUUUCUACAAUGCCCUUUUUUUGCUAAUAUUGUAGUUUUGCCAAGAAACCGGAUUUUAGGAAACACAGAGUAUCAAAUAGGAACAUAGUUUGCUACUUAUUUUUAUUUCAAUUGUAUUUAUCCAUUUUGGCUUUCUCUAAACUGGUUUUGCUGCUAUGCAGUAAUGCUCUCAAAAUGUAUUUUAAAAACAUAUUAUGACCCACCAUAAGGUUAUCUAAGUGUAUGUAGCAGCUUAACGUUUCUGAUAUUUUAUUCACAACUGCUUGUCAUUUUUAUUUUAGUCAAAUAAAUGUUUAGUGUGUUAA